AUGAGUUCUGCAACGAUCCCAUACAUUGGAAGCCAAAUCAGCUUGAUUUCCAAGUCUGACAUUCGAUACGAAGGCACACUUCACUCAAUUGACCCAAACGAGCACACUGUUUCUUUAUCAAAUGUACGAUCUUUUGGCACUGAAGGCCGCCGAAUCGAUGGCAAGCAAAUCCCUCCUUCUGCUGAUCUUUAUGAAUUUAUCAUAUUCAGAGGCUCAGAUAUCAAAGAUCUUUCAGUGAUACAAGCGACUCCAAUUCUUAAUGACUCAGCUAUCAUAAAAGCAAAUAUCAAAGAAACUCAGCCAAAUCUUAAAGAUCCACAGCCUGCUGCUAGAGAGUUUGAGCCUCAUCAAAGAUAUGAAAAUAGGCCAGCUUCAAGACCUUACCAAAGCCGAACAGGCCGAGGCGAGCUUCAUGAAAAUAUCAAUGAAGACUUAAAGGAACAGCUAAAAGAAGACUUCGACUUUCAAGAAGAAGCCCCACUAGAAAAGCCUGCCAAACCUGAGUCAACAAAAGGCUAUGACAAGAAAAAGAGCUUUUUUGACAGCAUUUCUUGCAAAAGUUCAGAAAAUGAGAUUCCUUUUGAUAGACAAAAACAAAAAGAAAUGGACGCGGAGACUUUUGGAGAGGACUAUGUUACCAAUGGUGAAAGAGAAUUAAGAAGAGCUUCACAAAGGGGAAGAAGAAGAGGAAAUAGAGGGAUGAAUAGAGGCGGGAGAGGCGAAUACAGAGGCCAAGGUAGGUAUAACCAGAAUUAUGAUACUAAAUUCUAA
Blepharisma stoltei is the source of this 771-nucleotide messenger RNA. NCBI's taxonomy places the organism in Eukaryota, Ciliophora, Heterotrichea, Heterotrichida, Blepharismidae. The record is from the annotation of a GenBank genome assembly.